GGUGAUUUGAGAUUAAGGCCACACCUCCUCUUUAUCCUGACUCCACCCCUUCAGCUGUAAUCCCUAUAAAGGCUCCCUCGCUGUCACACACACAGCGUCUGCUGCAUCCAGGAGUCCAGCAUGAAGCUCUGGGUCAUCUGUGCCGUCCUGUCAUGCCUCGCCUUAGUGCAGGCUGAACAGAAGAUCAGAUGGUGUCUAAAGUCCGAGGCGGAGUUGACUAAAUGCCAACGGUUCAAAACUCUAAGCUGUGUGAAGAAGGAAGGAACUCGGAACUGCAUCGAGGCUGUUGGGAAAGGUGAAGCAGAUGCCAUCACUCUGGAUGGAGGAGAUAUUUACACAGCCGGCCUCAGACCCCAUAACCUUCACCCCAUCCUCGCAGAAAAUUAUGGCAAAGAUAACUGCUACUACGCUGUAGCCGUGGCAAAGAAGGGCACUACCUUUGGCUUCAAUGACCUCAAGGACAAAAAGUCAUGUCACACUGGUUUGGGGAAAACUGCAGGCUGGAACAUCCCCAUCGGCACGCUCGUCAAAAACGGACAGAUCGAAUGGUCAGGCAUCGACGACAAACCUCUGGAGGAAGCGGUGGCAGGUUUCUUCUCAGCCAGCUGUGUGCCAGGAGCCACAAACCCCACACUGUGCAAGUUGUGUAAAAACAACUGCCAGCGCACCCACGAUGAGCCGUAUUACGAUUAUGAAGGAGCUCUCCGGUGCCUGAAGGAGACCGAUGCAGAUGUGGCGUUUGUGAAGCACCUCACAGCUCUCAAUAAUAAGGACGAGUAUGAGCUGCUGUGUCUAGACGGCACCAGGAAGCCUGUUGAUCAGUAUGAAACCUGUAACCUGGCCCAAGUUCCUGCUCAUGCCGUGGUCAGUCGCUAUGACAAAGAGCUGUCCGAUCGUAUCGAGGCUGUUUUAACCCCACUGAAGGAUCAGGGUCUGUUCUCCUCCUCUGGGGGCCCUGAAAAAAACCUGAUGUUCAAAGAUUCCACGACGGAGCUGACCAGACUCCCAGAGCUGACCAGCGCCUACAUCUACCUGAAAGAAGAGUACUGGAACGCCAUCCACUCGCUCAGGAGAGAAAACACAGUCAGCGAGUCUCCCGAGAGUAUUAAAUGGUGCGCUGUGGGAGUCAAUCAGAGGGUUAAAUGUGACUUGUGGAGCCCCUUAACCGUUGAUGAAGAAGACAAUGUCAGGCUGCAGUGUCAGACUGCCCCCACAGUGCAGGACUGCAUCAAGGACCUCCUGCUUCGUAAAGUUGAUGCUAUUGCAGUUGAUGGAGGAGAAGUGUACACUGCUGGGAUGUGUGGUCUGGUGCCGGUCAUGGUGGAGCAGUACGACGCUGAAAAGUGUAAAUCUCCGUCAGGAGACAACCCGUCCUAUCUCGCAGUGGCUGUAGUGCGCAAGGACUCUGGUGUGACCUGGGAAAACCUGAAAGGUAAAAAGUCAUGUCACACAGGCGUGGGACGUACAGCAGGCUGGAACAUCCCCAUGGGUCUCCUCCAGGAAAAAUACCAAGAUUGUGACUUCUCGAAUUACUUCAGUGCAAGCUGUGCUCCUGGUUCGGAUCCCGCAUCGAAACUGUGUCAACUCUGUAAGGGAGACGAAACAAGGAAAUGCAAACCCAGCAACGAUGAGCCUUAUUAUGGCUACGGUGGAGCCUUCAGGUGUUUGGCUGAAGGUGCUGGUGAUGUGGCCUUUGUUAAACACAGCACAGUAGCAGAAAUCACAGGCGCCAAUGGUCCAUCGUGGGGUAAGGCUUUCAAAGCAUCAGACUUCCAGUUCAUCUGCCCCGGAGGCUCUGCUGAAAUUGGCGACCAUGAGAAGUGUAAUUUAGCCAAAGUUCCAGCUCAUGCCGUCAUCACUCAUCCAGAGAGACGAAAAGAGGUGGUGUCCUUCCUCAAGGAGCAGCAGGAGAAGUUCGGUCCUACCGGCUCAGACCCCUCCUUCAGAAUUUUUGAGUCUAAGGACAAUGAGAAGGCACUAUUCAAAGAAGCCACCCAAUGUCUCCAGGAGGUUCCAGCAAAUCAGGGCUAUGAGGAAUUCCUGGGAAAAGAGUACCUAACCUCCAUCAGAUCUCUGCACAAAUGUCCAGGCAGCAAGUCCGAAUUGGAGGAGGCCUGUUUCUAUACCGCUUGUGUAAAAUCAUCGGAGGGAACCGAGGCAGGAACCUGGUGGGAGGCGCUGCAGGACUGCCUCCUGGUUAAGCCUGAGGUCAGGCGCUUUAGGGGAUUUUUUGGGGAGAUGGCACCCGGAUCAAGCCUGUGUCUCUUAGCUGUUAGCCUCAGCCCCCUCAGCUCUAGGCUCCCUAUGAAGGCACACUACCACAGUGUCCACUGCGUCCAGGAGUCCAGCAUGAAGCUCUCCGUGCUCGGUGUGGUGCUCGGAUGCCUCGCUUUAGCAGAGGCUGCGCCCCUGGAUCCAAGAAUCAGAUGGUGCUUAAAGUCGGAGCAGGAGGCUCAGAAAUGCAGACAGCUCGCCUCAAAGUCCGAGUUCCUGAGCUGUGUGAAGCGUGAGGGAGCUACAGAGUGCAUCAAAGCCAUCAAGAAAGGUGAAGCAGAUGCCAUCACUCUGGAUGGAGGAGAUAUCUACACAGCUGGUCUCGCACCCUACCACCUUCACCCCAUCCUGGCAGAGCAUUAUGGCACAGGUGAAGAGACGUGUUACUACGCUGUAGCCGUGGCAAAGAAAGGCACUAAGUUUGGCUUCAGUGACCUUCGUGGGAAGAAGACAUGUCACACUGGUUUGGGGCAAACUGCAGGGUGGAACAUCCCCAUCGGCAUGCUCAUCAAAAACGGACAGAUCGAAUGGGCAGGCAUCGAGGACAGACCAGUGGAAGAGGCGGUGAAGGAAUUUUUCCCGGCCAGUUGCGUGCCUGGAGCAGUCAACACGCUGCGGCUGUGUGAGCUGUGUAAAGGCGACUGCUCGCGCUCUCACAAGGAGCCGUAUUAUGGUCACGAUGGAGCUUUCCAGUGCCUGAAGGACGGAGCUGGAGAUGUGGCCUUUGUGAACCACUUCGCCGUGCUCACUGGAGAUAAGGCCAACUACGAGCUGCUGUGCAGAGACGGCUCCCGGAAGAGCGUGGACGACUUUAAAAUCUGUAACCUGGCUCAAGUUCCUGCCGAUGCUGUGGUUAGCCGCAAGGACAAAGAACUGGCCAACCGCAUAUUUGAUGUUCUUGAUAAACUCAAGGACAAAGGUCUCUUCUCUUCCGAGGGCUUCUCCGUGAAAAACCUCAUGUUCAAAGACUCGACAAAGGAGCUGCUGAGGCUGCCGGAGAGCAUGGACUCCUUCCUCUACCUGGGAGAAGAGUAUGUAGCUACUUGCCACGCCCUUACCAAAGGGUUCAGCAUGAGCAGCAAGUCUCAUGAGAUCACGUGGUGCACCGUGGGUCAUGCCGAGAAAAAUAAAUGUGACAUGUGGACCUUCAUGAGCGUGGGCGAUCAGAGGAACAUCAGGAUCGAAUGCCAGGAUGGCAACACCGUCAACGACUGCAUCAGCAAGAUCAUGCGUAAGGAGGCUGACGCGAUGGCCGUUGAUGGUGGUCAGGUGUAUUCUGCUGGGAAGUGUGGGCUGGUGGUGGCCAUGGUGGAAGAGUAUAACAAUGAAUCAAAGUGCGGUUCUGGAUCCGAUACCUCGUCCUAUUACGCUGUGGCUGUAGUGCGCAAGGGCUCCGGUGUGACCUGGGAAACUCUGAUAGGCAGGAAGUCGUGUCACACUGGUUUGGGGCGUACAGCAGGCUGGAACAUUCCCAUGGGUCUCCUCCACAAGGACAACAAAGAGUGUGAUUUCUCUAAGUACUUCAGCAAGAGCUGUGCACCAGGAGCAGACCCGGAUUCGAGUCUGUGUAAACUGUGCAAGGGAUCUGAGGGUAUCAGGGGGAUAGUGGACAAAUGCAAAGCCAGCACUGCAGAGCGCUAUUAUGGCUACGCCGGAGCCUUCAGGUGUUUGGCUGAAGGUGCCGGUGACGUGGCCUUUGUUAAACACAGCACAGUAGCCGAGAACACAGACGGCAAUGGUCCAGUGUGGGCUAAGGCUUUCAAAUCGUCAGACUUCCAGCUCAUCUGCCCCGGAGGCUCUGCUGAAAUUAGCGAAUAUGAGAAGUGUCAUUUAGCCACAGUUCCAGCUCACGCCGUCAUCACUCAUCCAGAGAGACGAGACGAGGUGGUGUCCUUCCUCAAGGAGCAGCAGGCCAUGUUUGGUCACUCCAGCUCUAUGUUCAUGUUUAACAUGUUCAAGUCUGAGAGCAAUCCAAAUUUACUCUUUAAGGACUCUACUAAAUGUCUCCAAGAAGUUCCACCAGGAAAAAACUACACAGAAUUCCUGGGUAAAGAGUAUAUAACCACGAUAGACUCUCUGCGCGAGUGUGCCAGCAGCAGGACGGAACUGGAGAAGGCCUGCACCAUCCACUCCUGCCAAAAGAAGAUCUAAAUGCUCCAGCUGGUCUCAGACAUUCUGUCCUGCAUUUACUUUUGUGCUUGAAGCCAAUGAUAGGCAACUUUCUCACCUGUUUACAAUUAAUCUGUUCGUUAGCGCAAUCAGAAAGAAAUACAUCUUGGGUUUAUUGUUUUUAUAUAUAUAUAUAUAUAUCCACGGAACCAUCUAAAAGAUCUGAUUAGUAAAUAAAACACACACAAACACACACAUCACACCAAUACAGAGAUUGUGUAGCUUCUAAUCCACACAUGAACACCGCCUCUAAACCUGAAGAUGAGAGAUCCAUCAUGCUCAGGGUAGAUGUUCAUUCAUGAAGGAUUUCCUCUUAUAUAUCACCAGGAGUAACGUGGAGAAACUUCAGCAGAAACAGUUCAUCUCUAUUGUUAAAAGUCUGUGAGCAGCUGAUUUAAAUAUUAUACCUUAAACAUUUUCUACA
This is a messenger RNA of Hemibagrus wyckioides, 4867 nucleotides long. It is a transcript of the gene tfa, whose product is annotated as transferrin-a. Gene Ontology annotation, cellular component: plasma membrane; early endosome; recycling endosome. The transcript is spliced from 35 exons. Gene Ontology annotation, biological process: antibacterial humoral response; iron ion transport. The coding region runs from base 121 to 4425 and encodes 1434 amino acids. Lineage: Eukaryota; Metazoa; Chordata; Actinopteri; Siluriformes; Bagridae. The record is from RefSeq and is a predicted model, not a curated record.